Lingula anatina is the source of this 4299-nucleotide messenger RNA. RefSeq lists its product as uncharacterized. Lineage: Eukaryota; Metazoa; Brachiopoda; Lingulata; Lingulida; Lingulidae. Gene Ontology annotation, molecular function: DNA binding. Gene Ontology annotation, biological process: DNA repair. The record is from RefSeq and is a predicted model, not a curated record.
UGGCAUCCGGUACGACAGCAACGCUGCCACCGCAAGGAAGCAUUUGGUGUAUUUUCAUAAAAAUGUGACCUAGCGAUCAGUGUGAUUGCAAUCGAUGCAUCAAUCGACUUAUCUUUUUGAUUUGUUACACGCCUCUAGGUAGAUUGACAGAAUAACAACAUGGAUCCCCGUAAUAUCAAAUGUAGACAGUCACUGAAGCAGAAAAGAAUGCAAGAAGAAAAAGACAAUGGUGCUGAGGAAGAUGAAGAUUCUGAAAAUGAUAUGGAAAUAGUUAUGAUAAGGGAAUCACCCUUGGAUCGCAGUGGAAGAUUGUCCAGAAGAGGCAAGGCAAUUGAUAGGAAAAAAUUGGUUGACCAGGAACUGCAAGCAUGCGGUAUUGAUGCAGAUAACCUGGAAGAGGAUGAAAAAGAAGAAAUGAUUAAAGCAUUACGUAUGUCCAAGCAGCAAGCAGCUAAAGAGGAAAAGUACAGAGAACAUGUAAGAGACCAAAAAAUGAAAGUAGUAAGCCAUCUAAAUGCCAACAUUAGUGUGCAAGAGUCUCAGUCACUUGAAGAAGGUGGUGAAAAAGAUUCGAAGCAGUGCAAGUCUACUGAGUCUGCUCAAAAACAAGAGCAAACAUUGGGAGCAAGGAGAAGUAAUAGAAAAAUAAUGCAAGUUUCACAAAUCCAGGUCUCAGGGUCUAAACAAAAGGAUGAUGUAGAGGAAGAAGACAUUGUGAUGGAAAAAAUUGUUCCAACAAGGACUGUCUCAAGGCUUUCCAAGAAAAUUAUAGCAAAGGAAAUGAAUAUAAGUGCUUCCACAGCUAUAAAGCAAACACAGGGUAAUACUCCAACUUCACAAGAGAAAUUAGAAAAGGAUGAUGUUGAUGAUGGUGAUGAUGAUGAUGAUGCCACACAGCCCAUGGACCUAGAGGACCUCUCCCCUGAUUUAUUUUCAACACAACAGGAUGACCAUCAGAUUGGAGGUGAGAUCAAGUCUGUUCCAGAGAGUGAUGAAGAAACCUUGUCACCUAGCCUGAGUCCAAGGGGAACUGUGGAGAAUGUAAAUACAUCUGAGACACAGGAAUAUAACAGUCAAGAGUGCCCCAAGGAAGAUGGUGAUACUAAGGCGCAGCCAAGAAAGAGGAAAUCAAAUGAUUCUGAUCAGCAAAAAGCUGCAAAGAUAUCUCGAGGAGAGGAGGCUUUUAGCUUUAGGCCUAACUCAGCUGAGGUAUCUAGUGGAACAUACAGUCCAAGUGAAAGUCAGGAAACCCCAACACCUUCCCCUGUGACUGUGAAAUUAGUAAAUCGAAAAAGUCUCAAAAGGAAGCUUCUGUAUAAAGGACCGUCCUAUUUUGCACCAGUAGGUGUAGAUCCAUUAACCUAUACAAAAGUCAUCGUGCAGUUGUUUGAUCAAUAUAGAGUACUGUUGCGAGAAUCCCAGCACAACUUGACUGAACAGUUGUCUUGGGGCAAGCCUGUUGAAGUAGGUAGACAUAUGGAGAAUACAGUGGGACUGUAUAAGCGUGGAGGUGAAAAAAAUUUGAAUUUUGGACUUGAAGAGGAAAAAGAUGUGCAAGAUGUGGAGGAUGAAACUGAAGUGGAAGAACCUCAAAAGGUUCAAAAGCUCCGUAGCAUUAAUUCAAAUGUCCAGGUUGACUCGUCACAGUUAAAACAAACAUCCAGGCUGCGUGGUAGACAAAAUGAACCCUCAUCAACUGCAACAAGUAGUAGUAAAUGGACAUAUGAUGAGAAAUAUGUAUUCCCUGAUGAGACGAGUGGUGACAUGGACAGUGAAUAUAGAUUCAAGAGUCUUGGAAGAAAAUCUAGAAAACCAAAGAUAAGAAUAGAUGCUGAAGAGGAUCUUCCAGAGUUAAUAACUGAUGACAGUACUCAAGGAUUUCAAUCAAAUUCAUCUAGUCAGGAUAAUCCAGUUCCUCCUACAGAUAUCAGUCAUGAAGACAACAUGUACAGGCAGUUGGGGUUUGAAGAUUUUGAAAACUCCAAUGACAUCCCAGUCACAGUUCAAGAAGAAGGAAGGACAAUUUCAAAGAAAUGUAUUUCCCAGAAGAACGAAAAUAACACAUCCUUAAGACUGUCAAGAUCAAAAUUAUCCACUAGAAAGACAAAGAUUGAAUUGAUUGAAGAAACUGUACCAGAAUCACUUAUAGAAGUUGAAAACUCUAACAUUGCCAAAAAACCAAAGCUAAGAGAAACAGAAAAAUCUGUUGACACAAUGACUUAUGUCCAACCUGGUGAAACACUUGAUGUCGAUGAUGAUUAUGAUGAGAAUUAUGAUGACUACUUUGCUGGUGCUAAGCAGUUAGUUGUUACAUCCACACAAAAGUCAGAGCAAAUAGGAUCAGAUUCCCCCAUCUUUUCAGGUGACAGCAGAGAUUUCAGCCUUGGAGUUUCUAACUCCAAGCAAUUCUCAGCAUUGUUUGAUAGUUUUAAUGAAAAUGAUGUUGAUGCUGGCAUCACCAGAAGGAGGACAUCAGCCUUGAAGUCUGAAGAUUUAGAUGUGCCAUUAGCAAGGAGGACUGCAAAAAAUGUCUCCAAAAAUGAAAUUAAGGAAGAUGAAAAACUGAUGGAGGAAAAGUCUUUGUUAAAACAGCAAUGCAAAGGAGAGACCUCUGGAGAAAAUGAUGUGAAAGUUAAGGGAGAUAAAACAAAAUACAAGCCAAAAUCCAGAGACUUUCAUUCCCAAGAUGAUAGGCAACUUUCUCAAGACGAUAAAAGGGAAGUUUCAGAGGACCAGGAUAGAACAUUCCAGUGCCCAGUAUGUGGUGUGUACUUCCCCAAGACUAGGAUUGAAGAACAUGUGGAUAGGUGCCUUGAUGGAGCUUCAGAAGACACUGAAGAAGACAGGGGGGUCCAUGUAGUCAGUGAACAGUUGCGUGUUAAACCAGUUGUGAAGACCUUUGAAAGAAAAACAGUGGACAAUCCUCCAACAAGAAGUAACAAUGUUGAACAAGACUUCAUUUGCCAAGAUUCUGGAUCAGAAAGUGAUUGGGCUGAUGGCAAAGAAGCAAAAAUAAUGAUAAAGGAUGAUCUUAGCAGCAGUGAUGAUUCCAUAGAUGCCAGAGCAAUCAAAUCAAGAAAGAAUAAAAAGAAAGGAGAUCAAUUUAGUGAGAGGAAAACACAGAAGAGAGAGCCCACACAGGCUUGCAUAAUAUGCAAUGCAAAGGUGCCCCAGUCCAAGUUUGAAGAACAUGUAGGUCUCUGUUUAGAUGAACAGGAGAGAGGGCAGCAGGUGCAGCCAGAACCCAGAGUGACUAGGCAGGCCUCGCCCAGAUUGGCACAGCAAAGAAAAAAGAGGCACCAAGAGGUUAAAGGUGAAGAAGGCAUAGGACACAGUGGACAAAGCACAGGGCAGUGGCUUAGUACAGACAAAAAUGACAGUGAUGACUUUGUGGAGACAAAAUCCUUGUCUAGUGUGAAAAAAAGACAGUCCUAUGCCAAUGGUAAAAGCCUUAAACUGCAAGCAAAUGCUGCAACUAAAACGGUUUGUGAAAAAAACAAUGACAGUGACAGAGUUAAGAACAUGGAUAAUGAGGGUGAGGAGGAAAAUGCACUUGCCGUAAAUGAGGAUGAGGAUGCACUGGCAGAAAGUGAGGAAGAGGAUGAAGAGGAGGAUGAACUGGCAGUAAGUGAGGAAGAGGAUGAUAGUGAAAACACUGGAUCAUCUGACACUGCAACGGAUAGCUCUGACUGUGAAAUAAUUGAAAAUAUUCCUUUAAAACAUUAUUUAAGAGAAAAGCCAGAUAAGACUGAAAAGUCUUCUUUCAACUUUGAAGAAAUUGAAAACUCUCCCAUCAAAAGUUUCAAAAAGAUCAGUCAUCAGUCCAGUACUCUAAUAGAUUACAAUAACCAGUUUCGUAAAUCAGCAAGUGGUGUGAAAAGACGCUUAGUAGAUGGCUCAAACAAAGGUCCAAGAAAGCGAAGGAAAGGCAGUACACAGGGCAGGAGAAAAAGAAAGAGAAAAAGGAAGAGUCGGGGAAAGACUGGAAAAAAUGUCACUCAAAAUAUGGAACAGAAAAAGAACUUGCCAGUUGCUACCAAAAUGGAAAAUUGGGUUAAGUGGAAAAUGUGACAAGGGGUGUUUCUUUUAAGAUGAUAAAAUUGAAGUGCCAAUCAACUUAUAGUUAAAACUUGUUGCUGAUCUAAGAUCUUCUUUAAGACCCAAAAGUUUUAAAACUGUUGAGAAUAUGAGACUACCCUACCUGUGAUUGUUGGAAAUAAAUUGACAUUAUUGUGACACACACAUUAUACACUGUGCAGAGGAUAUCUCCUCAAGCAAAUAUGGCAUAUUGGCACUGCU